This is a messenger RNA of Tupaia belangeri chinensis (Chinese tree shrew), 1361 nucleotides long. RefSeq names its product lipocalin 9 (gene LCN9). Lineage: Eukaryota; Metazoa; Chordata; Mammalia; Scandentia; Tupaiidae. The coding region runs from base 18 to 449 and encodes 143 amino acids. The record is from RefSeq and is a predicted model, not a curated record. Gene Ontology annotation, molecular function: small molecule binding. The transcript has 6 exons.
AGAGCCACCCAGAGAGGAUGGCGCUGCUGCUGCUGGGCCUGGGGCUGACCCUCGCCUGCGCCCAGGACUUCAACCCCCGGGCUGUUGUGCAGAGAGACUACAACAUGCUCUGCCGUGAGCCCAGCCCAGCCACUCACAGGGUGCAGGGGGAGUGCGUGGCCGUGGCCGUGGUCUGCGAGAAGACAGAGAAGAAUGGGCAGUACUCCAUCGUCUAUGAGGGGCAGAACAGGCUCCUGGUGUCGGAGACCGACUACGGGCUGUACGUCACCUUCUACCUCCACAACGUGCACAACGGGACCCAGACGCGGGUGCUGGCCCUCUACGGGCGGAUCCCACAGCUGAGCCCCAUGUUCCUGAGUAGAUUCGAAAGAACCUGCAAAAAAUACGGACUUGGUUCAGAAAAUAUUAUCGACUUGACCAACCAAGAUCACUGCUACUCCAGGAAGUAGAGGGGCCGGCCAUGUUGGAGGCGUUACCCUCUGGCGGCUGGAGAUCCAGGCGUCCCGGCCUCACCUCCCUCAAGGCUCUGGAGUGGGUCCUUCUUGCUGUCCUCGUCUAGCGUCUGGGGCUGAGGCCACGUCACUCCCUUGCUGCCUCCCUGGUCUCACACUGUCGUCCCCUCUCCCGUCUCCUUGUAGGACACUUGCCAUCAGACUGGGGCCCCCUCAGCAUACCCAGAAGGCCUCCCCAUCUUGCACCCCUUGUUCUAAUCACAUCUGCCCACCACUUUCCACUGGUCCCCCCGCAGGGCCUCUGGCCACAGUCCCCUCCAGGCCCGGGCCGUGGCCCGCAAGGUCCCCUCCAGAGCCCGAGAGUCGCCCAUCUGGGGAGUGGGCCCCUUGGGGCGCAUCUGCCGAGGGUCUUCAUGGCUCAAGGUCGGGGUGAUGCUGCUCCCCACUCCCUGCCGGGGUCACGAAGCACUCGGACUGGGCGAGCCCCGAGUUCCGGGGCUAUAAUGGAGCAGAAGCACAGCCGUGGCCCCUGUGAGGGUCAGACGGUGUCCUCUGGGCAUUUACUGGGGAGAGAGACGCGUACUCCCAGCCAGCCUCUGCAGUCACGGCUGCAGCUGGGACUGUCCACACCGCGGGCGGCCUGGGCGGAGCCCAAGGGGAGCAGUGGAGGGAAAAAGCCCAGAAAGGUCUAUAGUGCGGUUCCAUCCUUGCGAGGGGCUGGUGGCCCCCACGGCCCAGGAGCGAGCAGGUGGACAAGCACACGCAUGUCCACCACACUCGCCCGCACGUGCGCUCACUCACAGGGGCACGCCCACCCUGUGCUGCCUGGCCGGGGCGGGUGGGUGUUCUUGCCCGCGUUCCCCCACACGAGCGGGAGAGCCUCACCCUCUCACAGUAAAGUGUGGAAAG